AUGGCGCCCUCUUCGACAACCGCUCAGCGGAUAGAGGAAGCUCGGGCUCUCGCGAAGAAGGACGCUUCCAAGGCCGAGACCAUCUACAAGGACAUCCUCUCUCAAGGUCCAGGAUCGACGGAAGCUUCGUCGCGUGAUUAUGAAAGUGCUUUGGUCGGAUUGGGAGAGCUUUAUCGGGAUGAGAAGAAGCCGAACGAGAUCGCUGAGCUCAUUAAGACUAGCCGGGAUUCAUUCUCAUCAUUCGCAAAAGCUAAGACAGCAAAGCUUGUCCGCCAGUUACUGGACCUGUUCAGUGAGAUCCCUAAUACACUCGAUAUUCAAACCUCCGUCAUCAAAUCCUGCAUCGACUGGGCUAUCGCAGAGCGGAGAUCCUUCCUUCGACAGAACCUUCAGACCCGUCUUGUGGCCAUUUACAUGCAGAAGCAAUCCUACUAUGAUGCCCUGAACCUGAUCAACUCCCUCCUACGCGAGCUGAAGCGAUUGGAUGAUAAACUUAUGCUGGUCGAGGUCCAGCUGCUAGAGUCUCGGGUGUAUCAUGCUUUGGGUAACCAGGCCAAGGGCCGCGCUGCUUUGACAGCUUCUCGCACAUCGGCCGCCUCCGUCUAUACCCCUCCGAAUCUGCAAGCCGGCUUAGACAUGCAAAGCGGUAUGCUGCACGCGGAGGACAAGGACUUUACUACUGCUUUCUCUUAUUUCAUUGAAGCUUUGGAGGGAUACAGCUCGCUCGACGAAAGCGACAAGGCCACAGCAGCUCUUCAAUACAUGCUACUGUGUAAGAUUAUGCUGAACCUGGGGGAUGAUGUGACGACUUUGCUCGGCUCCAAGCAGGCCCAGAAAUACGCUAGCCCGCGUCUCGAGGCCAUGAAGGCUGUAGCCCGCGCUCACGCCAAUCGAUCGCUUGAAGAAUAUGAAAAGGCCCUCUCGGACUACCGGUUCGAGCUGGGCAGCGACGUAUUUAUUCGGAACCACCUCCGCCGACUGUAUGAUGCCAUGUUGGAGCAGAAUCUGAUUAAGGUCAUUGAGCCCUUCAGCCGGGUUGAGCUGGACCAUAUUGCCAAGAUGGUAGGGCUCGACACCCCGCAGGUGGAGCGGAAGCUCUCGCAGAUGAUCCUGGAUAAGGUGAUCAUUGGCGUGUUAGAUCAGGGCUCUGGAUGCUUGAUUGUAUUCGACGAGACGGAGCGCGAUCAAGCAUAUGACGCUGCCCUGGAGACUAUUGAGAAGUUGAGCAACCCACUAGUUAUGAAUGCUCCAAUGCCGCCCACUUACGGACGUGGGUUCCCGCAGGCCGCCCAACGGUCUCCUGCCACGCCUCGUCGCGGACCCCAAGGACCAGCUGGCCAAGCAAUGCCUGUACCCAUGCCACAGCACGCUGUUCCCGCUCAGUAUAUCCCCGCCCAGCGCAACAUGCCACACCCCAACGAUGCUGCUCUUCGCCGGAGCCGCAAGCCCACCGACAAGAAUAUCCCCGACGGCAUCGAAGAUGUAGUGAUCGGGGAAGGCGUACAGCAGUAUAAGAACCUGCGCGAUUUGGAGAAGCGAUUGGACGCCGCCAUCGUCCGGAAGAGGUUGGAUAUUCAGGAUUCGAUCAGCAAGACCGUCAAGAAGUACCGGACGAUGCGCAUUUGGAUUACAAACACAGUCGAGAACCAACCGUGGCAGGGCGCAACUGGCCAGAACGGGUCAGUGACCAACCCCGGCUCGGGGCGUUACAAGGUACGCAUAGAGGGACGACUGCUGGAUGAUGACGCCGAUCCUACGGCCCCUGAGGACAGCGACAACGAGGGCAACGAGACGCAGGCGAAUGGAGAUGCCAUGGAUCACGACGGGAAGGAGGCCAAGAAGAACGCCGCGAAGCGGUCGAAGCAGCGCUUUUCGCACUUUUUCAAAACGAUCACAGUCGAUUUCGACAAGUCUUCAACCGCGAACCCAGAGGAGAUUAAGACUGUUAACUGGACUAAGCCACAACUUCCGGCUAAUACUGUAACACUGCCGCCGACAGCCGAUUUCGAUUCUCUGCAGUUCUCUCGAGCUUCGCAGGAGAACCUGAAUGUUACCGUGAGCCUUGUCAGAGAUGAGACUCCCGAGCGGUAUAAGCUGAGCAAGGAGCUGGCGGAGGUGCUCGAUGUCGAGGAGGAAACGCGCAGCGGAAUUGUGCUUGGAAUUUGGGAUUAUAUCCGCGCGAUGGGUCUACAAGAGGAUGAGGAGAAGCGUUUGGUCCGCUGUGAUCACCGUUUGCGAUCUAUCUUCGGCCGAGACCAGAUGUUCUUCCCACAGAUCCCAGAGAGCAUCGGCCCUCACACCAGUCCCCUUGACCCGAUCAAGCUUCCAUACACUAUCCGUGUCGAUGAGGAAUUCCACAAAGACCCCACCCCCACCAUCUACGACAUUCAAGUAGCCGUGGAAGACCCGCUCCGCGCUAAGAUGCUCGCUCUGACCCAGAACCCACAGUAUACCGCCGGGCUGCGACAGAUUUCCACUCUGGACGACCAAGUGUCGCUCAUCGUCCAGGCACUGACACACUCGCGUGCCAAACACUCCUUCUACACGGCGUUGAGCAAAGACCCCGCCACGUUCCUCCGUCGCUGGGUCAACUCCCAGCGCAGGGACCUCGAGACCAUCCUGGGCGAGGCGACGCGCGGUGGCGGCGAAGAUGCCACUGGCCCGGAGUUCCGCCGCGGAGGUGCCGAUGGCGCUUGGGACUCGCCGGUGGCCCGCGAAGCGGUGCGGUACAUGCUCGCGAAGCCGGAGGCCAUGCUGCGGUGA
This is a messenger RNA of Aspergillus pseudotamarii, 2763 nucleotides long. RefSeq lists its product as uncharacterized. The record is from RefSeq and is a predicted model, not a curated record. Bases 1 to 2763 code for a protein of 920 amino acids. Gene Ontology annotation, molecular function: structural molecule activity. The transcript has 5 exons. Gene Ontology annotation, cellular component: proteasome regulatory particle, lid subcomplex. Lineage: Eukaryota; Fungi; Ascomycota; Eurotiomycetes; Eurotiales; Aspergillaceae. Gene Ontology annotation, biological process: ubiquitin-dependent protein catabolic process.